CUGCCGACUGUCGUCAUGAGCAUUAUUUGCACUAAACCUGGACCGUAUUUCAUUCUUUGAACGCUACAUUUAAACACGAUGGGGAGAUUAAGCAAACGCCAAAUUCUCGCCAGGUCCAGGGUCAAAGAGUUGAAGCGACACAUGCUAGUGGAAGAAGAUUCCGGAGCCUCAGGUGUUGAUCAUAUGAAGCAGACAGGAUUUGCUGAAACAAAGCUUCCCAGCAAAGCCAAUGACAAUGGAGACGUGUACAGUUGCAUCACAUGUGGAAAAGGCUUUCCUGACAUGUUGCUACUUGAAAAACACGAGAGAAUCCACAGUGUACAAAAGUGCACUACAUGUGGAGAAGCCUUUUCAAACAUAAAAGAGCUCACAACUCACAUGAGGAACUCACAUACUGAGGAGAAGAAAACGCAUACUAUGCCCCCCCAAAAGUCCUACCAGUGUAAUAUGUGCGGGGAAACCUUCCCUAACCUCUCCCUGUUCAAAACGCACAAGCAAAUGCAUUAUGAGGAGAAGCCCUACAAAUGCACAGCAUGUGGCGAGGCGUUUUCCUCACUAAGGAUUCUAAAGGCUCAUCAGGCUGGCAAACAGCCGUACAACUGUCUUAAAUGUGGAAAAACUUUCUGUAACUCGUCACUGCUGAACAUACAUAUACUGAGUCUUCACACUAAGGUGUACAAUUGUACCGUGUGUGCACAGUCAUUUCCUACCAAGUCACUCCUCAAAAUGCACAAGCAAAUCCAUCGGGAGGAGAAAGUGUUGCAGUGUGCCACUUGUGGAGAGACGUUUUUCUCAGUUCAAGUUUUUAAGACUCACCAGACACUUCACGCUGGAAAACUUAAUCUGUUCAAUUGUUCUAUCUGCGGAAAAGCUGAUUUGACGUCGACAAGUUUAAAGGCUCACCAAAGAAUCCAUUCAGAGGGAGAAAAUGCAACAGGAGCAUCGCUGAUGAAGUUGAAGGUUCGCAAGAGAAUCCGUUCGAAGAAAAAAAAAUCAGUAGGACCAACAUUGCAACAUGGAGUUGAUUACCAAACAGUUGGGAAUGGUACGGCAUCAGCAGCAGCACCAGCACCAGCAGUGCCAGAGUUUGAGACAAUGUGGUCAAGACAGGAAGCUGAAUGGGAAGAAGAAGAGCCUUACGGCAUGGCUGACUAUGACUAUGACUAUGCCUAUGCGACUGCUGUGUUUGACGAAUCCCAUUCCCCCCCACCUGCCUUACCUGGCCAGCACAUCAAACAAGAAAACACUGCAGAGUUGAAACAGGAAGUUAAAGAAGAAGGACACAGCGAGCCUACUGUUGUAGAACAUGGAGAAGAGCCUAGUGUUGUAGAAUGUUGUGAUGCAACAUACUCUGACUGGGCCAUACCUGUGAAGAUCAUCAAAAAAGAAGAGCCAAAUAAUCUCCAUAUGGAUCAUACAGAUAAGAACACAAACAACACAGCGUCAUUUAAAGACGAAUUGGUUUCAAGUCUUGACAUUGAAGGGGAGGAGCAUUUUUAUGAGGACAGAAUUGAGAUCACAUUAGAUGAGCACCAGGGACCUUCUGUCGGUGUCAGCGCACCACAUCAGUCGGCCACAUUCGGAAAGGCGUUCAAACAAAGAGACCGUCUUGAUGUUCACUUGCGAUCGCACAGUGGAGAGGCGGCGUACCAGUGUGGCGUAUGUGGGAAGGCGUUCAAAACAAAACGAAGUGUGAACCGUCACCAGCGGGUACACAGUGGAGACAAGCCCCACGGCUGUGACGUGUGCGGGAAGCGGUAUACGUGGAGGUCUGGUCUCGUCGACCAUCAGAAAAUCCACACUGAAGAAAGACACUACUGCCACACUUGUGGAAAAGGCUUCCCCAGAGCGAGAGAAGUCAAGAGCCACAUGGCUGUUCAUCAGAGGACAAGACCAAAAAGGUCCUAUGAGUGCGAUACCUGUGGGAUGUCUUUUGAAAGGAAAAAGGACAUCCAAAGGCAUCAGAAGGUCCAUCGCAAAGCUUACAAGUGUUGGACAUGCGGGGAAGGCUUUCAAGAGCAGGACUCUUUGAUCGGCCAUCGAUGGAGAUGCCACCCUGAAGAAAUGAAGCUACUUCGUGAGGCUCCAGCUCCGGAGGGCGGAAUAGUCAACCAGCAAUCUCAUGCUGCAGAGGAAACCUGUUCAACUCCAGACAUUGCAAGCGCUGAACACCGAGAAGAAACAUCUGACAUUAAAAGGGAAAGGGAGUCCUGUGUCAUUGAGUCUACUGUAGACGUUAAACAGCGAGAAGAAACGCACGACAGGUCACUCCGCUGUCCCACCUGUGAGGAGGUGUUUGUGGAGGCGCACUCCUUCCUGUUACACCUACUUGCACACACAACAGAGAAAUCUUGUGCAUCUCUAAAGCAUCACCAUGACAGCUAUCACCAUGACAGCCAUCACCAUGACGACCACCAAGUGACAAAUCUCCACAGUGUGGCCGGUGAUGAAACCAGUAACGAAGAGCACCAAAGAAAUCAUCAACAUGCACCUUGUGAUGAAGAGGACUUUUCACAUCAACCUGCUGUGAGCGUCGAGCAGCGAUCUCGAGAAGAAACGUGUUCCACUCCAGACAUUGAAAGUGUUGAACAGCGAGAAGAAACAUUUGCCAUUAAAAGUGAAACAUUUGACAUCAGAAGUGAAACAUCUGACUUCAAAAGUGAAGGGGAGUCUUGUAUUACUGAGUCUACUCUGGGUGUUGCACAGCAAGAAGAAACAUGUGACAUUAAAUGUGAAACAUCUGACUUCAAAUGUGAAAGGGAGUCCUGUGUCAAUGAGUCAAGUCUAGGCGUGGACAAUGGUUUGAAGGCCCACCACCAGAGCGAUCAUAACAUUAUGACUUGGGAUGGAAAGGACUUUCCAAGUCCAACUAUUGUAGACAUCGACCAGCGAUCUUCUCUAGGAGGAGAAGAAACAAUUGUGGACAUUAAAAGCGAACAGGAGUCUGGUAUCACACAGCAUGGAAAUGCAGACGAGACCCCUAUGGAUGAGCACCAGGGAGCUUCUGUCAGCGUCAGCCCGCCACAUCAGUCCGUCACAUCUGAAAAGUCGUUCAAACAAAGAGACCGUCUUGAUGUUCACCUGCGAUCGCACAGUGGCGAGGCGGCGUACCACCAGUGUUACGUCUGUGGGAAGGUCUUCAAAAGAAAGCACAAUCUCAAGGACCAUCAGCAAAUCCACACCGGAAAGACACAGCGCUGCCCCACUUGUGGAAAGUGCUUUUCCAGAGUGAGAGAUGUCAAGAAGCACCACAUGGCUGUUCAUCAGAAGAUAAAACCAAAAAGGUUACUCAAGUGCGCCACCUGUGGGAAGGUGUUUACACUGUUGUACUACUUCAAGCUACAUCAGCGAACACACACACGGGAGAAAUCUGAUCAAUGUGCUCUAAAGCAUCACCAUGACAACCACCAUCACGACAAUUAUCAUCAUGACAACCACCUACUGAUAAAACACCACAGUCUGGCCGGUGAUGAACCCAGUCACGUGGAGGAGCACCAAAGAAAUCAUCAACGUGCACCUUGUGAUGAAGAGGACUUUCCACAUCAGACCGUCGACCAGCGAUCUUAUCCAGGAGAAGAAACGUAUUCAACUCCAGACAUUAAAAGCGUUGAACAGCGAGAAGAAACAUGUGACAUUAAAAGGGAAACUUGUGACAUUAAAAGUGAAAGGGAGUCCUGUGUCACUGAGUCAAGUCUAGGCGUGGACAAUCGUUUGAAGGACCACCACCAGAGCGAUCAUAACAUUAUGACUUGGGAUGGAAAGGACUUUCCAAGUCCAACUAUUGUAGACAUCGACCAGCGAUCUCAUCUAGGAGGAGAAGAAACAAGUGUGGACAUUAAAAGCGAACAGGAGUCUUGUAUCACACAGCAUGGAAAUGCAGAUGAGACCCCUAUGGAGUUGAAACAGGAGGUAAAAGAAGAAGGAGAAGGAUAUCCUAGUGUUCUGGAACAUGGUGAAGGAGAGCCUAGUGUUCUGGAACAUGGUGAAGGACAGCCUAGUGUUCUACAACAUGGGGAAGGACAAGGAGAGCCUAGUGUUGUGGAGCAUGCCGAUGGAGGGUCUAGUGUUCUACAACGUGGUGAUGCAACAAAGCUCUCCUACUGGGCCACACCUGUGAAGAUCAUAACUCUACAAGACUUGGAUGUUGGUCAAAUGAAUCCUACUGAAAUGGAACUGCUUUCAUCUGCCAUCACCAAAUUCGUGACUAUCCCAGAUGCAGUGAAGGAUCCAUUAAAGAAACACAGCUGUUCUGUUUGUGGUGACAGCUUCAAGGCCAGGAGAAGUCUGGAACUACACCAGUCCAUUCACACAGGAGAGAGGCCCUACCACUGCCGACAAGAGUAUUUCACACACCCCCUGCUCAUUCCCACUGGGGAGAGCAUAAACGAUUCUCGUCCAGAUCUGGUGUCUCAGUUCCAACUGAAGAGGUUAUCAGUGCGACUGGUCGACUGCCUUUCAACGCUAGGCCAGGAAGGAACAACUGACAAGAAAAAGAAAGAUGAAGACAAAACUGCAGCGGAGAUCUCUGUAACAUUAGAGGAGGAGGAGGAGGAGGAGGAAGAUGAAUUGUGCACUUCAGAGGACCCUGAAGAGGAUGGAAGAAGAAGCACUUCACUGGACACUAUGGGUCAGGGCUCCAGAGGGAGUUUUGAAACGGACGAAAGGGUCACAAUCACGGGGAAAAAACGAGAUGGCUUGAGGAUAUAUUAA
Engraulis encrasicolus (European anchovy) is the source of this 4710-nucleotide messenger RNA. RefSeq names its product zinc finger protein 850-like. The transcript is spliced from 19 exons. Gene Ontology annotation, molecular function: DNA-binding transcription factor activity, RNA polymerase II-specific; RNA polymerase II cis-regulatory region sequence-specific DNA binding. NCBI's taxonomy places the organism in Eukaryota, Metazoa, Chordata, Actinopteri, Clupeiformes, Engraulidae. Gene Ontology annotation, biological process: regulation of DNA-templated transcription. The record is from RefSeq and is a predicted model, not a curated record. Bases 79 to 4710 code for a protein of 1543 amino acids.